This is a messenger RNA of Mercurialis annua (annual mercury), 2537 nucleotides long. RefSeq names its product transcription initiation factor TFIID subunit 12b. The record is from RefSeq and is a predicted model, not a curated record. Gene Ontology annotation, molecular function: protein heterodimerization activity; DNA binding; TBP-class protein binding. Lineage: Eukaryota; Viridiplantae; Streptophyta; Magnoliopsida; Malpighiales; Euphorbiaceae. Gene Ontology annotation, cellular component: SAGA complex; SLIK (SAGA-like) complex; transcription factor TFIID complex. The transcript is spliced from 9 exons. The coding region runs from base 230 to 2083 and encodes 617 amino acids. Gene Ontology annotation, biological process: DNA-templated transcription initiation; RNA polymerase II preinitiation complex assembly.
CAAUCUCAAUUGCGGGUACGGCUCAGAUCGGUCCUCUCUCAUUCUUCCUCCGGCUCUCUCUCACCUUCUGUAUCUCUCUCUUUGUCGAUGAAAAUUUCUUCAAUUUCCGAUCAGUAAACCCAAUUUUACUUACGGUAAGUCUCUACAAUUUCCGAUCAGCAAACCCAAUUCUACUUCCGUCAAAAUCAACGGAUAUUUAAGCUCAACAAUUACUCGAAUUAACCCGCCAAUGGCGGAAAGUGAAGCAGCUUCAUCACCAAAACCAACACCAUCUCCAAAUCCAAUAGACCCAUCACCUCAACAGCAACUGCAAUCCCAGCCACAACAGACGCCGUUAGCAAACCCAAACCCAAAUUCAAACACUUCGUCUCUACCACAACAACCUCAAACUCCGUCACAAUUAACUCAAAAUUCCCCGUCUCUUGACCCGCAACAAAUUGCAUCCCCUCAACAGAAUGUGAUCGCCUUGUCGAAUUAUCAAAUCCCACAAACCCUGCAAAGAUCUCCUUCCAUGUCUCGUUUAACCCAAAUUACCCAGCAGCAGCAGCAGCAGCAGCAAUUCGGCAACGUUUUGAGACAGCAGCACCAGCAGCAGCAACAGGGGCUUUAUGGUCAAGUUAAUUUUAGUGGGUCUGCUUCGAUUCAGCAAAAUUUGCAACAGAAUUCUCAGAAUCAACAAAUUGGUGGAACUAACUUAACUAGGUCUGCACUUUUAGGUCAAAGUGGGCACCUUCCUAUGCUGACCGGGGCAGGUGCUGCCGCUGCGGCAGCUGCUCAGCUUAAUUUGUUGACUUCGCCGAGGCAGAAAGCUGGGUUAGUCCAAGGGUCGCAAUUCCAUCCUGGUAGUUCUCCAGGACAGCCUUUGCAGGGGAUGCAAGCCAUGGGAAUGAUGGGGUCACUUAAUUUGACCUCACAACUAAGGCCAAAUGGGGCUCUCGCAUUUGCUCAACAGCGGAUGAGUGUUGGACAAAUGAGACAGCAGUUGGGGCAGCAAAAUCCGCUCACUUCAACUCAGGUGCCAAAUUUAUCAAGGUCGUCAUCAAUGGCAUUUAUGAACCCUCAGCUCUCUGGGUUGGCUCAGAAUGCACAAUCAUCUAUGAUGCAGAACUCUCUACCUCAGCAACAGUGGUUGAAGCAAAUGGCAGGAAUGUCCAGUCCUGCCUCACCUUCAUUCCGUCUUCAACAACAGAGACAGUCACAGGCUCUGUUGCAGCAGCAAUUGGCUUCAUCUUCUCAAAACAUGCCAUUAAACUCACAGCAACUAUCUCAGCUGGUACAGCACCAGCCCUCAAUGACUCAUCAACAAUUGCAGCAGCAGCAGCAGCAGCAACAACAACAACAACAUAACCAGCAGCAGCAGAUGCAACAGCAACUACUGCAACAACAUCAACAACAACCUCAACAAUUACAACAACAGCAACAAUUACAACAACAAAUGCCUUUGCAUCAGCAACAGCAACAGCAACAGCAACAACAAUCUCCAAGGAUGCAAGGGCACACAGGCCAGAAAUCUCUUAGUUUGACAGGAUCACAACCAGAUGCGACAACAUCUGGUACAACUACACCAGGGGGCAGUUCAAGCCAAGGAACGGAAGCAACUAACCAACUACUUGGCAAGAGAAAGAUCCAGGACUUGGUUUCCCAGGUGGAUUCACAGGGGAAGGUAGACCCUGAAGUUGAAGAGCUUCUUUUGGAGAUUGCUGAUGACUUUAUUGAUAAUGUGACUACAUUUGCAUGCAGUUUGGCUAAACACCGGAAAUCUUCAACUUUAGAGUCCAAGGAUUUAUUGCUACACUUAGAGAAGAACUGGCAUCUGACAAUUCCUGGAUUUUCAACUGAAGAACGAAAUUUCCAGAGAAAACAUUUAUCUGGUGAUCUCCACAAGAAGCGUCUUGAUACGAUUCGUGCUAAUAGGGAGUCUCCGCACUCAGAAACAAACAAUAACAAUCCUAGAGAGAUGAUCAGACAAGAGCUGGGCAACCCAGUUGUUAAUAACCACUUAAUAAGACCUUCACUCAGUUCAGAGAAGCUAGUUUCCCAAUCAACAGGUUCUCAAAUGCUGCAUCAGAUCACACGAUUUUAGUGGAUAUAUUCCUCAUUUCUGAUGGAGACUUCAUGCCGGUUGGAUGUUGCAUGGACCUUGAUGUUUUAAUUGACAGAAACAUUACCUGUAGAAGCAGACCUGUAAGUAUAUGGGAGCAGUAGAGACCGACGAAAUUGGUUAAAGGAUUGGAGCAGUGAUUAUCUAAUUUAUAGUUAUUUUGAUGUAUGAUUUAUCUAAUCUAGUGAUUAGCAUCAUAAAAGUAUGAUUACGAAAAAAAGAAAACUAUAAUUUGUUUGGGGAGGGAUCAAUGAGCCUAUAAAAUUAGAUCCCUUGCCCCAGCUUAAGGUAUAAAUGGAUUGAUAUAUUAUUUGUUACAGAAAGCUUGUUUUUGUUUGUUUAGAUUUUUUGGAUUCGGUUUAUCAUCUGUAUCUCUUCAGAACUUCAUAUUAAACUACUUGAUAUUCUCUAAUAGAAUAUGUUUGGGUUUUGAAUA